This is a messenger RNA of Apus apus (common swift), 2020 nucleotides long. RefSeq names its product Rab interacting lysosomal protein (gene RILP). Gene Ontology annotation, molecular function: protein dimerization activity. The transcript has 8 exons. Gene Ontology annotation, cellular component: ciliary basal body; cytoplasm. Gene Ontology annotation, biological process: cilium assembly. Lineage: Eukaryota; Metazoa; Chordata; Aves; Apodiformes; Apodidae. Bases 31 to 1254 code for a protein of 407 amino acids. The record is from RefSeq and is a predicted model, not a curated record.
GGGGCCGGGCGGAGCGUGAGCGGGGUGGGAAUGGCGGAGCCGCUGUUGCGGGGCGCGGAGCCGCUCUGGCGGACCCCCCCGGGCCGCCUCGGCCCCCCGCACGUUUACCGCAUGGCCGGGGUGCUGGGGGCCGAGCUGCGCCGGCUCUCCGCUCGCUUCGGGCCCGAGGCCGUGGCCGGGCUGGUGCCGCCCGUCGUGCGGCUGCUGGAGCUGCUGGAGGCGCUGGUGGCUCCGGCGGGAGCCGCGGAGGAGGCGGCGGCAGCGCCGGGCGGGCAGGACGCGGAGGACCCGGAGCAGAGGCUGUGGGAGGCCGAGCGCCGGGAGCGAGCCCUGCGCGCCUGCCUGGCCCACCUGGAGGAGCAGAACCGGCAGCUCCUGGGGCAGCUCGCCGAGAGCCAGUCCCAGGAAGACAGCACGGUGCGGAAGGAGCGGGAGGUGAUGCUGCGGCUGAAGGAGGUGGUGGACAAGCAGAGGGAUGAGCUUCGUGCCCAAGCCCACGAGAUCGUCUGCAAGAGCCGAGACACGGAGGCGCUGCAGGAGCAGCUGCACCGCUUCAUGGCCAUGAACGAGGAGCUGCGGCAUAAGGUGGCCGUGGUGCAGGCGCAGCUCAAGAGCGCGCUGGAGAGGAAGCAGGACCUGGAGGCUACAAUGCUGCAAACCCAGAAGGAAAUGAGCAGGAGGAGCAGGACCACCUCGGAGGUCCAGGAGCCAAAGGCCGGCCCGGAAGGAGCACCAGCACCUAAUGAGGAGCAGCAGCAGGACACAGAUGCAGGCAGGAGCCCUGCUCACUGCUGCUUCUCCAAGGAGGAGCUGCAGCAGAUCCUGCAAGAACGGAACGAGCUCAAGACCAACCUGUUCUUGGUGCAGGAGGAGCUGGCCUAUUACCAGAGGGAGCUGCUGAACGAAGAGAGAGUUCCUGGCUUCUUCCUGGAUGCAAUGAAGUCGACUAUCAAAAGACAGAGAAAAAAAAUCAGAGCCAAAAUGCUGGGAACGGCAGAGGAGUCAGCGAGCAGCGAAGAAGAGGAGGAUUCCUGGCUCCCAGCUCAUGGCACAGAUGACGUGGAUGCUCAGCCUCCCGAAUCCAAAAUUAGGAGCUUUUUUGGGCAGUGGUAUCAGAGCAACAGCAAAGACCCCCCCACAUCCAGCUGCUCUGGAGCCUGGGAAAUCAUCGACUCACUGGACACGCAGCUGGAGCCCGAAGGAGAGAGUGAGCGGGCAGGCGGCUCCCCGGACAGAGCCUCGCCCCCCCUCUGACCCCACCUGAACGGGAGACAGAUCCAGCAGCACUUCCCAGCUCUCCCAUCGGCCUUGGCAGCAGCACAGCAGCCCUGGCCACUUCCCUGUGCCGUGGUGACCCUGAAGCUGCAGCCUGGGCAGCCUUCCUGCAGGCCACUGGGACACUUGGCCAUGGAAUGCCAGCCUGGCAUGGGACAACUCAGCUCCUUGGGCAUCUGUGCCCCUUCAUUGUGCCCGUGGCUUAACUAUGGGGGUCUUGCACAGCUGUACCCCCACUCUUCACCUCCAGUCUGCACCCACUUCCCACUGCUGUACCCCAAAAGGGCUCUUCUCAUCCGCUGGUGACUCUUUCCACUACCCACUUCUGCUCACAGCCAGGGAUCCCAUCACCAGAUCCUCCCCCAUUAGGGGUAUUUUGCUUCACCCCUUCCCACUCAUAUUUCAUCCUCCCCAUCCCUGCAAUGUGAAGGCCAGGUUGGGGUGCCCAGGCUGGCCAGGCACUGUCGUAGGGCUCCCGCGUGGCCAGGAGGGGCUGAGCACACUGCACUGGGUGUCCGGGUGCUCCCAUGUCUGGGAGCAGUUGGGAUGGCACCACUGGUGCCACUCCUGCACUCUUCAGGCAUGGGGUGAAUUGGUUUUGUACUGGGACCUCUUCCUGCUACUACUGGGAACUCUUAAGACUGGAAGUCCUUGUGUUCACGGGGGCAAGUCUGUCCUCUCGGGUCAGGGACCUCCUGGCUCUAGAAUUGGAGCUGAAAAUAAAUCAGUCUGGUUUCUCCUCUGA